Molecule: messenger RNA, 6528 nt
Organism: Eimeria necatrix
Lineage: Eukaryota; Apicomplexa; Conoidasida; Eucoccidiorida; Eimeriidae
Exons: 1
Coding region: 1-6528 (2175 amino acids)
Biological process (GO): regulation of transcription by RNA polymerase II
Cellular component (GO): SWI/SNF complex; nucleus
Molecular function (GO): transcription coregulator activity
Source: RefSeq, a predicted model, not a curated record
AUGCCCGCGCUGCAGCAGCAAGCUCCUCUGCUGCAGCAGCUGGUCGCAGACACAACGCAGCGGCUGAACAUGGCAGCAGAUGCAGCAGCAGCAGCAGCAGCAGCAAGCGACGCAGCAGCAGCAACAGGAACCGCAGCAGCAGCAGCAGCAGCAGCAGCAGCAGCGACGGACUCUGAGAAGCUAGAGCCGCAACAUGCUGUAACAAUUGGCCGCUGUGCUGCACGCAUGCGGCUGGGGUGUACGUACACCUCACUGACUAAGGUAUGUUGCUGCUGCCUGUUCUGCUGCAGCAGCAGCUUGGUGCCUGCUGCUGCCAGCUGCUGCGCUCCUGCUGCUACUGCGGGUUUUGCUGCUGCUGCUGCGUGCUGUCAUCCGCAGGGCCUCAGCAACUAUGUCUGCAACUGCCUAGCUCUCAGUUCACAGCAGCAGCAGCAGCAGCAGCAGCAGCAGCAGCAGCACGGCCGGCAGAGAAGCAGGAGAGAUACUUUUCUUGCAAUAUCGAAGUGCUUGUUUGCGAUUGCGCGGCUGCUGCAACAGCAACGGGAGCAGCAGCAGCAGCAGGAACAGCAGCGGCAGCAGCAGCAGCAGCAGCAGCAGCAGCACUGCGUGCUGUCGCCUGAUGAGCUGCAGAUGCUCUUGCUGUCAGCUGCAGCAAAUGUGAAGCUGCUGCAGCCUGAGGAAAUGCCACAGUUGCUUGCUGCUGUGAACUCGUUUCUCGCCCAGCAGCAGCAGCAGCAGCAGCAGCAGCAGCAGCGGCAGCAGCACGCGGGCACCGGCGACGCAGCAGCAGGAACAGCAGCAGCAGCACGUACUGCGCCGCUUUCCCUGCAGGAAGCUGCUGCGAUGUUUGCUGCUAGCUGCCGUGAUGCUGUGCAGCAGCAGCUGCAGCAGCAAAACAUAAACAAAGCAGACGUCGCGCUGCAGCUGCUGCUGCACAUGCACGUUUUGCAUGCACGCUGCGGCUGCCUGUUCUCUGACUCUGCUGCUGCUGACCCUGCUGCUGCUGCGUCUGCUGCUGCUGAAGACCUUGCUGUUGCUCCUGCUGCAGCAGAUGCUGCUGCUGCUUCUGCAGCAAAGGAGUGGCAAGCCGUUGCUGCAGGUCUUGCUGCGGCUGCGGAGGCUUUGCUGCAAGAGAUGCCAGGAGGCUCUGCCCAAGCAGCAGCAGAACCGCGCUUAGAGGCUGCUGCUGCUGCUGCAGCAGCAGGCGGUGCAGCAGCAGCACAAUCGCAGCCAGCAGCAGCAGAAGCAGCCGCAGAGGCUGCUGCGCUUGCCGCCGUGCUGCAGCAAAGCGGCGUAGCCUCCCCAGAGUGCGUAACUGCUGCUGCGCCUUUGCUGCUGCUGAAGUACAGCAGGGACCCCACAGCAGCAGCUGCUGCUGCUGCACAGCUGCGAGCAGCAAGUGCAGCAGGCAGCAGAAGCAAAACUGGUGCUGCUGCCGUGCUGCAGCUCAACAAAGAGCUGCAUCGAGCUAUUGUUGCUGCCGAGUCUGUAGAGGACGUGCUGCAGGCUGUAGCAGCAGCAGCAGCACGACUUAAAGAGCAGCAGCAGCAGCAGCAGGGAAGCAGCACUUGCAAACUGAGUGAAGCACAGCAGGGCGGGAAGGGACCGGAAGCUGCUGCUGCUGCUGCUGCUGAGUCAGCUGCUGCAGCAGCAACAGCAACGGAGAUGUGCCACCUGGAGCCCGCAAACAUAACGGCCGCGCUGCACCACGUGGCGCUUCGCGUGAAGCCGCAGCAGCAGCAGCAGCAGCAGCAGCAGCAGCAGCAGCAGAUCCAGUUACUUGUUGACGAGAGAAUGCUGCUGCUGCUGGAUGCUGCUGCUGCUUACCUCCCCACAAGCGACGGCAGCACAACUCGUAUUCUAUGGGCGCUGCAGCGGCUCGGUUUGCUGCGGCCUCUGCCUCUGCUGCUGCAGCAGCUGAAGCUGCUGCCGCGGCAGCAGCAGCAGCAGCAGCAGAAGCUUCUUUCGCUACGGAGCCGUCUCCAAAGGGGUCUGGUGCUGCGGCUGCAGCAGCUCUUCGAGGAGCAGCAGCUAAUGCCGCAGCAGCUUGCUGCUGCACUGCGGGUGCUUGCUGCACUAGUUGAAGACCAGGGCGACCACGCAGCAGCAGCAGCAGCAGAAGCAGCAGUGAAGGACAAUGCGGCCGAGCAGCAGCAAGAAGAAAGUGCUGCUGCUGCUGCUGCUGCUGCAGAGGACAGCCUAAGAGCAGCAAUGGGAGACCCGCGAUUUGCUGCUUCUCUUUGCUGCGCCCUCGCAGCGCAGGUGCAGCAGCUGCAGGCAGCAGAAGCAUCUGCUGCGCUGUUGGCUUUGGCCAAGCUGCGGUGGUUGCUGCUGCGGCCUGCUGCUGCUGCAUCUGGCCAGCUGCAACAGCAGCAGCAGCAGCAGCUGCUGCUGCUGCAACAGGUAAUGCAGCAAAAGCUGCUGCCGGCCCUUCUGAGGCGAAUGCAGCAGCUUUUGCCCGUCUCCAACACGCAGUGUAUUGCUGCUGCCUUAUGGGGCGCUGCAGUGCUGCAGCAGCAGCAGCAGCAGCAGCUGGUGCUACGCCAGGAGCCGCAGCAGUUAGCCUGUGAUGCUGCUGCUGCUGAGAGCGCAGCAGCAGAUUUCGUAGCUGCUGCAGCACAGCAGCUGCAACAGCAGCGCCUUGUCCGAAGAGAGGGAUCAAGGUGUCUUUCUUUGCUGCUGGUGGCCUUCACGCAGCUGGCGCCGCUGCUGCUGCAGCAGCAACAGCAGCAGCAGCAACAGCAACUGCUGCUGCAGCCUCCGGAACAGACACUAUUGCUGCUUGACGUUAUAGGAACAGCCUUGAGACGCGUGAGGGAUGACGAGGCAGAUGCAGUGCAGCAAGUUAAGAGGCAGCAGCAGCAGCAGCAGCAGCAGCAGCAGCAGCAGCAGCGUGUAGCUGCUGAGUUGCUGGAUUUGGUGUGGCAGCUGCUUGCGCGCUUGACUGAGCUGUACGUGCAGCCGGGGGCUGCUGCUGCUGCUGCUGCUGCUGCUGCUGCUGCUCCUACUGCAGAGGGGCUGGAAGCUGGUGCUUCUGUUGCUGCUGACGCUGCUGCUGCUGUGAAAACUGCCUGGUUCGAAGGUCUGUGCGGCGAGCUGGCUGCUGCUGCUGCUGCAGCACUGGAAGCGACCGCUCCCGAGCAGCAGGACCAGCAGCAGCAGCAGCAGCAGCAAGAGAGUGUUCCCCAGGAGCCGCAAGGACAGCAGCAACGGCAGCAGCAGCCCGCGCAGCAGCAGCAGCAGCAGCAGCAGCAACACAAGCAGCGAGGUCUCCCGAACCGGAUCGCUGCUCGGCUGCUGCACUCCGUGGUGCUUGCUGCUGCUGCACUGCAGCAAACAGCAAGUCUGCAUCCGCCCCACAGUGCUGAGGCCUUUGCAGCAGCAGCAACGCAGCGGGUGCUGCUGCGUGCUGCAGAGCAGCUAAAAGCUGUGACCCUCAGGCAGCUAGCUGCUGCAGCAGCUGCUGCCUCUCCAGCAAGUGCUGCUCGUGACAGCCACAAACAAGACGCAGCAACAGCAGCACCAGCUGCUGCUGCUGCUGCUGUUGCUGCCUAUACACCCCAGAGGCAGCAGCUCGCAAAGACUGCGCUGCUGGCUCUGGUAGCAGCAAGGCGGCUUGAAGCGCUGCAGCGGGUAAACUUGCAUGCAGCAGCAGCAGCAGCAGCAGCAGAAGCAGCAGAAGGAACAGCAGGACCUGCAGAGCUAGAUUCGGCAGAAGCAGACGGGGCAGCAACAGCAGCAGAGCCAGCUCUUGACGCUGCGGCAGCAGCAGCAGCAGCAGCAGCAGCAAAGGCUCCACGCAUCUCUGCGUUGAAGCUUAUACGGCAUUUGCUGCAGUUGCUGCCGCACACAGCCACAGAUACUCUUUUGCUGCUGCUGUCAGAGGCAAACCGUUUGGUGCAGCAGCUGCAGGUGCCUUCGCAGCUGCUGCAGCAGCAGCAGCAGCAGCAAGAGCAGCAAACCAAGGCGCGGAGCUCUUCACGUCGCCGUGCAGGUUUGCGGCCCCGUGCAGCAGCAGCAGCAGCAGCAGAGGCAGACACAGCAGCAGAAAAAGAGCUGCAUGCAUUUGCUGCUGCUCUUGGGGCUUGGAUUAAUGAAAACUGGCAGAGGGCCGGCGCGGCGCUGCAGCAGCAGCUGCUGCCACUUGUUGAGGCUCUGGGGCUGCAGCAGCUGCUGCUGCACACGCUGGAACGCCAAGCAUUCUCCGGGCAGCAGAACACAGACCAGAAUCAGCAGCAGCAGCAGCAGCAGCAGCAGCAGCAGAAGAUGACGCAGCCAGCUGCUGCUCCUGCUGCAAUGUCGCGCAUGCAUGCAGCGAGGCAGCAGCUCCUGCUGCUGCUCCGGUGGAGACGGCGCUUGGGGCUGCAGCGGGCUGGAGUGCUGUUUGCUGCUGUUGCGUCUGAUUUGCUGCUGCUCCCCGAAAGUGAAAGAGCAGCAGCAGCAGCAGAUCUGCUGCUGGCCUUGAGCCGCCUGCAGCCUGAUGAGCGUGAAGCUGCUGCUGCGGCGGCGCUCGAAGCAGCGGAAGCUUGGCGCAACAGCAGCAGCAGCUUCUCCGCAAGCAGCAGCAGCAGCAGCAGCAGCAGCAGCAGCAGCAGUUCCAGCAGCAGCACCCAUGAAGAAGCGAAUGUAAGGCCUUCAGCUGUGCUGCUGCAGCGGCUGCUGCAGGACCUUGCUGCUGUCAGCCAAGAGCAGCAGCAGCUGGGCCAGCAGCAGACGCUCUGGGCUUUGCUGGACCUGAAGACAGCAACUCGUGCUGCAGCUGCUGCAGGGGACUUGUUGCAGCAGCAGCAGCAGCAGCAGCAGCGCAAAGCUGAGCAUGCAGCAGAGCUGCUGCAGCCGGCAGUUUCUCGGAUACUACAGGACUUCAGAGCUGCAGAUAAAUUCCCUGAUGUCUCGGAAUCUGCUGCUGCUGCUGCUGCUGCUGCUGCUGCUGCUGCGAGCAACUCCUCACAUUCAGCGCUGACAGCCGCUGCUGCAUGCAAAGCAGAUGGGGCGUCUCCUGCAGCACUGGCUGCUGCUGCUGCUGCGCUGCUGCGUCUCAAACAUUUGCUGCCGCAGCAGGAGGGAGCAGCAGCGACAGCAGCAGCACGGCAGCUGCUGCUGCAACUGUGCAGCAGCGCCUCACAAAGGCAGCAGCAAACGCAGCAAAUGGAGCAGCAGCAGGCUGUGGGGCGGGCUAGCUUGGCAGCGGCGCUGCUCCGUGCGCUGCAGCAGCUGCUGCAGCAGCAGAGCAGCGCUGCUGCAGCACCAGAGUCCGCGCUUUUGUCUCCCGAAAGCAGCAGCAUUUUUGCUGCUGCAGCAAAGCUGCUGCACUCAGUGCAGCGCUGUCUCCAUUUGCUGCCUCAGGGCCCUGCCGUGUCUUUAGCGCAGGAAGCAGCAAAUGUGGCUUUGCCAGCAGCUGCUGCAGUGGCUGCAGCGAGGCCUGCUGCAGCUGCUGCUGCAGCAGCAGCUGACAAGGCGCAGGAGACGCUGGCUGCUGCUGCAGCGUUGCUGCAAACUUGCUGCAGCAGAAUGCAUCUACCGUCCACUGCAGCAGCAGCUGCUGCUGCGGGACCACUGGGUAAGCUGUCUGCUGCUUUAGAGAAGCUUCGGCCCGUUGCAGCAGCAGCAGCAGCAGCAGCAGCAGCAGCAGGAACUUCAGCACUGGCCCGCCCCUUGGAAGACAUUGAUGCAGCGCGCAGCUCCUUAGCUGCUGCCAUUGAGGCGCUGGCGCGGAGUCCCGCUGGCGCCGAAGCAGCAGCAGCAGCAGCAGCAGCUGCUGCUGCUGCUGCUGCUGUUUCUUGUCCGAAAGAAGCAGACACGAGCGGUGAUUUCAUGCCGCCCGGUGCUGCUGCUGCUGCUUGUGCUGCUGCUUCUGCUGCUGCUUCUGCGCAAGUGAAAACGCUGUGGACAGCAGCAACGCAUGCGUUGCUGCAGCAGGCAGCUCCAUUGGCAGCAGCAGAUUUGCUGCAGUGGUCGGGUGCUGCUGCGUCUAGCAGCAGCACAGGCUUGCUGCAGCAGCGCGUGGAAGCUGCCGAAGGAGCAGCUGCAGCAGCUUCUGCUGCAACAGCUUUAGCUGCAGCAGCAACAGGGAAGCCAGAGGAGGCUGCUGCUGCUGCUGCCUGGCUAAAGCUGCAGCGAGCGCUGCGGCUGUGGGAGAGCAAGUCAGCUCCUCGAAUUGCUGCAGCAGCCAGCCUCAUCAGCGGCACUGGCUUUGCUGCUGCUGCUGCUGCUGCUGCUGCACCUGCUGCAGCAGAAGCAGCAGGCAAGACGGCGACGGAAGCUGCGUCUGCAGAGCCGCCUGCAGCAGCAGCAGCAGCAGCAGCAGCAAAAACGACUGGGGGCUUCAGGAAGUCGCUUAGCAACAAGGUUGUGCUGCUGUGGCUAGCUGCGGAGCUCCUGGCAGCAGAAACAGAGCAUCAACAGCAGCAGCAGCAGCAGCAGCAGCAGCAGCAGGGCAUCCAACAACUAGACACUGAGCUAGCUUCCAUUCGCAUGCAGCUGCUGCGAGGCCUGCUGUCGGCGGUGCGUGCUGCAGCACCAAAGUAA